Molecule: messenger RNA, 1436 nt
Organism: Bombus pascuorum
Lineage: Eukaryota; Metazoa; Arthropoda; Insecta; Hymenoptera; Apidae
Product: DNA polymerase beta-like
Exons: 6
Coding region: 96-1106 (336 amino acids)
Biological process (GO): double-strand break repair via nonhomologous end joining
Cellular component (GO): nucleus
Molecular function (GO): DNA-directed DNA polymerase activity; DNA binding
Source: RefSeq, a predicted model, not a curated record
CGUCAGUUUCUUUUUGCGUUCUUUUGAAAAAAGAAUUACUUGAUAAAAAAUUUAAUAAAUUAAACUUGUUUGUAUAUACAAUUUUAUACAAUAAGAUGGGAAAACGAAAGGCCAGUGAUAAUGUAGGAAGUCCGAAUCAAGAUUUAUGUGAUUUUCUUAUGGAGUUAGCAAAUUAUGAGCGGAAUGUUAGCAAAAAUAUUUAUAAGUAUAAUGCCUAUCGUAAAGCAGCAAGUACCUUAAGUACAUUAUCAGAGAGAGUAAAAAGCGGCCAGGAAGCAAGAAAAUUACCAGGAAUUGGAGAAAAAAUUGCUAAAAAAAUUGACGAGUUUCUUAAUACUGGAAAGUUACAAAAGUUGGAAGAUAUUAAUAAGGAUGAAAGCAAUGUUGCAAUUAAUUUAUUGACUCGUGUGUCUGGCAUUGGACCUACAAAAGCCAAAGAAUUAGUAGAUAGUGGUAUUAAGACUUUAGAUGAUUUGAAGAAGCAUCAAGAAAAAUUAAAUCAUCACCAAAAAAUUGGGCUUAAAUAUUUUGAAGAUUUUGAAAAAAGAAUUCCUAGAAAGGAGAUUGAGCAGAUUGAAAAAAUUAUAAAAGAUUCUAUUGUAAAGUUAAACAAAGAAUAUAUUAUAACUAUUUGUGGAAGUUACAGGCGUGGAAAAGAGGAAAGUGGGGAUAUUGAUGUUUUGUUAACACACCCUACGUAUACAUCCAAAGAGAAGGAAUCAAAGAAAAAGACUCCACUUAAAGAUGUUGUGGAAUGUCUUGAAAAAAGAAAAUUAAUUGUAAAUACAAUAUCUCUUGGGCAAACAAAAUUCAUGGGUGUCUGUCAAAUUCCCAGUAAUGAUAAAAAACCAUUUAGGAGACUUGAUAUCAGACUUGCACCUUAUGAUCAAUACUAUUGCGCUGUACUUUAUUUUACCGGAAACGAUCUUUUUAAUAAGAGUAUGAGAGCGCAUGCUUUGGAGAAAAACUAUACUUUAAAUGAAUAUACACUAAAACGUCUAACACCUGAAGGAACUCCAGGGGAGGCAGAAAAAAUCUCAUGUGAAGAAGACAUUUUUCGAAUUCUCAAAUUACCAUAUAAAGAACCAAAAGAUCGAAAUUCAUAGGUAAUGAUAUUUAUUCUAUACGAAGAAUUAUAAUAUAUUAGUUAUUUAUAUAAUAUUCUGAUUAUUUAUCAAUAACAAUUAUUAAAAUUUAAUUGUUAAAAUAAUGAAACAAGGAUUUGUUCACUAUCUUUAUUUAUAAAAAUUUAAUAUAACUUUAAUAAACUUAAAAUAAUUAUUUAAAAGUAGAAUAAUUACCUUUCUCCCUAAUAUUUAUUAAUCAAUGUUAACAAUGUUCUCAAAUGUAAAUGUGUCAUUAAUUCUUUUCUUGCAUUAUUAUAUUUCUUUGCCUAUAAUACAGUUAUCUAACAUUUCUUUUUUGUUCUAUAAAAA